Messenger RNA from Porites lobata, 3199 nucleotides. Lineage: Eukaryota; Metazoa; Cnidaria; Anthozoa; Scleractinia; Poritidae. The record is from the annotation of a GenBank genome assembly.
GCAUUCUCUUUACUUGCCAUCUACCAUUUAUUCAUGUGCAGAAUAUUGAGGAGUUUCAGGUAAGGUUGUCUGCAAAAAUUGUUUUGGACAGUUUUUACCUGCUCAGUUUCUUUUUCUUUCUUUCUUUUUUUUUAAGAACAUCUCACAUUUGUCGUUUGCCAUAAAGCUUAUUCUAAAUCUCCUUCCAGUGAGUGUUUCUCCAUCGAGUUGCGCGCGGCCAAUAACAGUCACAAACAGAAAAUGGAGGAAACCCCUUUCACUGAUUUCAACGCAAACAAUAUCAAGACCCCCUUUUUAUGCACAGCAGCACGUCUCUGUUAGAGUUUUCACUUUCCUACAAGAUGGAUCCCCAACAGCAAAAUAAUGGAUUUGGACCGCUGACUAAGCCUCGAGGAAAGGCUGCCGUAAUAACUGCGUCGUUUGUGAUCGUUCUAUCUGGUGCUCUUCAUGUCAAGUUCGCACAUUCUUCGGGGGAAAAAGAAAGCAGAGAUGAAAUUCAUUUCCUACUUUUUGGAUCUGCGCUUCUAAUUUUGAGUUUAGUUCUAAGAGAGGUGGUGCGAAGAGUGUGUCUGGUGACGGAAGAAAUUCGCCACAAGCAAUCUCGAUAUAAAGGAAGCUGGAAGAUGGUGUUUACUUCCACUUUCACUUUCAGAUAUGGCCGAACUGUUUUGAUGGUUGGUAUUACGUCCCUUCUGAUAUUGUCUUAUAUCUUGUACGAACAUUGCAACACAUUCUGCCGUUCAGAAUACGCGAUCCUUUUCUCGCUUAACUGCUUCCUUGCACCACAGGUAUUGUUUCUUGUCGGUUUACAAGAAAUUUCUCACGUGGAACUGUCACAAAUCAACGAAAGUAAUAACAAAAAUGUGGCUGAUGGUCUAGCUUGGGGCUACUAUUUUGGCUACUUAAAGAUGGUGCUUCCGAUUCUUGAUGAUAGGAUCGGGCAAUCGGAAUACAGGUACCAGAUUACGAAAAAAAAGCUGUUCAUUUUGAUUCCAAAAUCAUGCUACAUAUACGAUCAAAUUGAGGAAGCAGACCCAAGAAUAAAAUUGGCAGGAAGUCUCACCUUAAUGGAGAGAAAUCGAGGUGGAGUAUCGAAGCGAACCUACAAGACCAGUGUUCACCGAAUAGAAAUGCCACGCCCAGAUGGAGGGACCGAUGAAUAUCACGUGGUUCUGGAGUAUGCUGUCUCCUUGAGGUCCCUGUACGAUAUGUCCCAGCAAGCAGAAUGUGGAAUGAGUCGCCAAGAGCGAGAUGAGCAGGUAACUUGAUCCAAAGCAAACUAUAAAAUACUCAAAAGAAAACGGAUGAUCUAUAACCAGGAUUUAUGAUAUGAAAUGUUAAAGCUAAAAGGUUUUACACAAAAACCCAGUUUAUGAUAACCAGCUAUGAAAGUAAAGAUAUAUAUGAAGUUUUGUAUAUUUGAUAUGCGGGAUAGAGAUUUAGGGCGUAAAAGACCAUAUCACAGGUGUGUGUGCAACUUAAGCAGUUGCAAAAAGAAAGCCCCCCCCAAAAAUUUAGGCUUGAAUGGGAGGCAACUGCUUAAGUUGUGUACAUGCCUGUGAUGGUCUUUCAAGUGUCAACAACCAGUGACUGUUGUCUGAAAUGGAUAAAAAGUGAAAGAAGGGAACCAGAAGAAAAAUUGGAUGGGAGGCUUGCAGUUUGAAAAAAUAUUUUACAGGUGGGCACCCACUAGAGGAACCCUCCCUGAUGUUCUCAAAUUCAAGGUAGCACAUGCCCAGACCCAACCAGGGUCUCUCCUCUCUCGCUUGGGCAGGAAGAUGAGAGGCCCUGGGAACGAGGUUGACUCAAACCCAACAUGCAUUGACCCCCUAAAACAACAGACUUUCAAUGGCUAAAAAAUGUCCCACUAAAAACGUUUACACAGUGAAACAUACUCAUAGGUUCCCUUUUGGCUAUGUCACAUUAAGCUACUGUUAAUAAAAGAAAUUAAAUAUCUUUCAUUUUGCACAAGAUGGUGAAGAAUUAUCUUUCUUAAUGAUGUCAGCAAUGAGUUUCUUAGGGUAUCUAUUAGACAGUAAACCAGAGUUAAUAUGAACAGUUUCAUUCUUUGGGUACUAACAGUGACUUAAUUUCCAUGCAAUACGGUAUUUCUUAUUGUUUGUUUGGUUGUUUUGUUUUUACCACCAACAGUCAUGUUCCUGCCUAUUUCACCUUACAUCUCCCACUUUGUUCACAAGCAUGGAUUUGCUGUGACUUAAUAGUACUGACAUCAGACAACAAUUCCAGGACCUAAAAUGAAACGUUUCCAACUUGUGUUUGACAAGUUUACUUUAUUUUAUUUAUUGUUAUUUUUUUGCUAAAUUUUAAAUCUUUUUCUUCUUAAUUUAACGUUAGCGUGAUAACUGUACAUAGUUUCUGCUGACUAUUAAAAAAAUGUAGAUGUAGAACUUGCAUGUAUGCCAAGUAAAUGCAUUUUUUACAUGGCCAAUGGGAGUAAACCCCCUUUAAUCAAAAUGACAAAUGAAAUGAAGGAACAAAUGAAGAGUACCUAAGGAAAUUUUAAAUUUUGCUGUCAGACAUUAACAUUUUUUAUAAAGAUGCUUUUCUUUUGAUAGGUGAUUCUGUUUAUCCGAAAAUUAAAAGAAAUUUUGGAUGGUUCUGAAGAAUGUCGCGGGACAUAUGAAUUAGUGGCAGUUUCAGGAGAAAAAAACGAAAUUGCAGAUGUGUUGGUACGGAUGCAUCAUGAUGCAAAUCUACGGCUAGAUGAAGAAGGUGAAGCUAAUGGCCCAUCUACAUCAAAGAUUAAACUUGUUUAAAAGCUGUUUAGUUAAACACGGUUCAAAAUUGUUUCUUUCAUAAAAGCUGCUUACUGACUUAAAAAGUUAAUUGCAAAUUUAGUUCAAAUUACAGGACAGGUUACUAAAUAUCACUUAAAUCCAGUGUAAAAAUGUGUGUUCCAGUUUUCUGUGUUUGUUUUUUGUUUUUUUUUAAACCUGGUUUAAUUAAAAGUGUUUAGUUGGUGUGAAUUGGGCAUAAGUGAACUUACUUACUAUCUGAUGAGUGGCAUCAACACAGUAUUAAAAGAAAUGUAUAAUUAUAUUCAGUUUGACCAAAAAAUUCACUGAAACCACAGUAGGGAGCCAGACUCACAACAGCCUAAUAGAAGCCAAAUAAAAGGGAUUUGUAGGGGAAUUUUUAUUGUAAGAUAGAUAAAACGCUUAAAGUGCACAUAAACAGC